AUGGUUUCAAAAAUCGCAGUCAUUGGUGCUAAUGGUAAAGUUGCCACUCAAUUAAUCAAAAAACUAGCAAAUCUCAAAACAGAAUUUGAACCAAUUGCAUUUAUUAGAAAUUCCUCUCAAGGUUCAAAAUUUGAUGACUUAGGUGUUAAAUAUUCUACAGAUAUUGACUUGGUUAACUCAAAUUUAUCUAAAAUAACUGAAUCUUUAAAAGGUUUUGAUGCUGUUAUAUUUAGUGCCGGUGCUGGUGGAAAGGGACUUGAUAAUACAUUUGCAGUGGAUCUUGAUGGUGCAGUUCGUGUAAGUGAAGCUGUUAAAUUAGCUAAAGUCAAAAGAUUCAUCCUAGUUAGUGCUAUAAAGUCUCAAGAUCGUGAUUUUUGGUGGGAUAAUUCUCUUAGAUCUUAUUAUAUUGCCAAAAAAUAUGCAGAUGAAAUCAUAUCAAGAGAUGAUGAUUUAAAUUGGACAAUUUUCCAACCAGGAUAUUUAACAGAUGAUGAAGGUAAAGGGAAAGUUGAAGAUCCAACAAAAGUCAAUGGGAUUGCUGAUAAAAUUGAUGAAAAAAAUGUUAAGAUCUCUAUUCCAAGACAAGAUGUUGCCCAAGCUAUUAUUGAAUCAUUAAGAGAUGAAUCAACAAUUAAGAAAUUUAUUCCUUUAGUUGAAGGUCAAUUUGAUAUUAAAGAUGCUUUCAAGAAAUUAUAA
Messenger RNA from Hansenula ciferrii, 696 nucleotides. Its product is annotated as SDR family oxidoreductase. The coding region runs from base 1 to 696 and encodes 231 amino acids. The record is from RefSeq and is a predicted model, not a curated record. NCBI's taxonomy places the organism in Eukaryota, Fungi, Ascomycota, Saccharomycetes, Phaffomycetales, Wickerhamomycetaceae. The transcript has a single exon.